Molecule: messenger RNA, 1333 nt
Organism: Stereum hirsutum FP-91666 SS1
Lineage: Eukaryota; Fungi; Basidiomycota; Agaricomycetes; Russulales; Stereaceae
Product: tRNA-guanine transglycosylase
Exons: 12
Coding region: 1-1248 (415 amino acids)
Cellular component (GO): cytosol
Molecular function (GO): tRNA-guanosine(34) queuine transglycosylase activity
Source: RefSeq, a predicted model, not a curated record
AUGCAAUUCGAAGUUCUCGCGACAUGUCACACUACAAGAGCUCGAGUCUCGCGGAUGACCCUUGCCCAUGCGACGACGAAUUUGCCCACAUUCAUGCCAGUCGCCACACAAGCCGCAAUCAAAGGGCUCACGCCUCAACAAAUGGAGGCCUUAGGGGUCACUCUCAUACUGAACAACACGUAUCACCUCAACCUUCGACCUGGAAUAAAAGUCCUAGAAGCAGCCGGGGGCGCCCACCAUUUCCAAGGCUGGCGCCACAAUCUCCUGACCGACUCCGGUGGCUUCCAAUUGGUCUCUCUGAGCAAAUUCACAAAAAUUACAGAGGAAGGGGCACUGUUUGCGAGCCCUUUCACCGGGGAACCAACCAUGCUUACACCCGAAGAGAGUAUUUCGAUACAGCACGCUAUAGGUGCCGAUAUCAUCAUGCAACUAGAUGACGUAGUCUCUAGCUUGACGGUGGGUCCCCGAGUCGAGGAGGCCAUGUGGCGGUCUGUUCGGUGGUUAGAUCGUUGCAUUGAGCGUCAUGAACAAGCAGGGAAGCAAGGCGUUCAAAACCUUUUCGCAAUUGUUCAAGGAGGACUGGAUCCGGCUCUACGAGAUGCCUGUCUGGAAGAGAUGGUCAAGAGAAAGGACCGAGUGGCAGGGUAUGCUAUUGGCGGAUUGAGCGGUGGGGAGGAGAAGGACGUAUUUUGGAGAAUCAUCGCUCAGUGUGCGGCCAAAUUACCCGCCGAUCGUCCGCGAUAUUCAAUGGGCAUCGGCUUUGCGGAAGAUUUGCUGGUCUGCGUCGCAUUGGGCGUGGAUAUGGCAGACUGUGUCUUUCCGACCCGUACAGCAAGAUUUGGAGUGGCUCUGACUUUCAAGGGUCCUUUGAACCUAAGAUUACGAAAACAUGCCAAAGACAUGGGACCCAUUGACGAGAACUGUCCUUGCCCAAGUUGCCGCGAUGGCAUAUCUCGCUCGGUCUUGAACCAUCUAGUAACCCGUGAAACGGCCGCUGCUCACGCGGUGACUCAACACAACCUUUGCUUCCAAGCUCAAGUCAUGGGUAGAGCUCGAGAUUCCAUCCUCGAAGGCACUUUCCCGCAAUACCUUCGUACAUUCUUUUCUGACUACUUUGGCGAGAACGGAUACCCAGAGUGGUGCGUCAAUGCUCUGCGCAGCGUGGGCGUCGAUCUUUUGGAAGGGUAUCCGAAUGCGAAGGUGGUCAAGGGGCCUGGGAUGAAGUGGGACUAUUCGGAUGCGCCUUGAGCUCUGUGAUAGCUUCUGGUUGUAAAUAAUGUUGAUGUCUUCGUCGCUAAUCUCAUUUAAACAGGCCGACGGCCUUCUCAGCUGG